AGGGGGCGUGAGUGUAUGAGAGAGAGGGAGCAUCAAGUCACCAGAACAGGCUCCACUGUUAACUCUGCUAAGGUUCGAGCACAAGCACCAGGAGCCCAAAUUGCGCUUAAAAUAAUGGAUGGGACAAAGCCGGCCAUGGAGUCCAACGCCGAGGAGACCCAAGACGAGGGGCAGGAGAGCAAAGGAUGCUUUGAGUGCUGCAUCAAGUGUCUGGGGGGGGUGCCCUAUGCCUCGCUGGUGGCCACCAUCCUCUGCUUUUCAGGCGUGGCUCUGUUCUGUGGCUGUGGGCAUGUUGCGCUGACCGGCACCUUGACCAUGCUGGAGAACCACUUCUCCAGGAUCACCAGUGACCACGCCACCCUCGCUGCAGUGAUCCAGAUCUUUCAAUACAUCAUCUACGGCAUCGCCUCCUUCUUCUUUGUUUAUGCGAUCCUCCUGCUGGGUGAGGGCUUUUACACCACCAGUGCCAUCAGGAAGGAGCUACAGAGUGACUUUAAGACGACUAUCUGUGGACGCUGCAUCACUGCUUUUUUCAUGUUCCUGACCUACAUCUUUGCUCUGGUUUUCAUCGCCAUCUUCUGCUUCACGGCAAUCCCGGUUUUCCUCUUCUUUAACAUGUGGAAUACCUGCGCUGCCAUGAGAUCUCCAGACUCCAAUAUUACAUUUCCUGAUUCCAUCUGUGUGGAUGUCAGGCAGUACGGCGUUAUUCCCUUGAACGCAACACCCGGUAAAGCUUGUGGCACCACACUGACAGAUAUUUGCAACACCAGCGAGUUCUACUUGUCCUACCACCUCUACAUUGUGGCGUUAGCCGGCGCUGGAGCAACAGUCAUUGCAUUGAUCCACUACUUGAUGAUUUUAGCAGCUAAUUGGGCCUAUCUGAAGACUGCAGCCUCCACGCACGACUACCAGGACAUCAAGACCAAGGAUGACCAAGACCUGGAGGCCGAGGCGCGCUCCAAAGAGGGCCAGAACUCCUCCUCCUACUCAUAAGGACAGAACGUCCUCUCUUGCCAUUGUUCAUCUUCUCUCCAAAUCUUAAACCCAUCCCGCAACACCUUGCGCCCACCCCCCUCCCCCUUCAGACAAAACAAACCACCUCGGUCAUGUUCGACAGCCCCCCAAUCUCCUGAUUCUCCAUCCUCUUCACUUUACCCCGAUGCUUUUUCUGCUCAGAGUGCGUUCUCACACUGAAGGGGAAGAGGAUAGAGAGUCAGGAGGAGCGGCCGGCCCAGACGGAGGCGGGCACUUCAGAACGGGAAAGCUCGCCCCGUCGGGGGUCGAGCUCAGGUACGGUACAUCGGUUUUAGAAGCGCCUCCUCCUCACCCUCCCUGUGCUUUUGGGCGGCGGCUCGUGAACGUGGCCCGGCUGUGAUGGCCUCGCGCCCUGAGCCAGCACAGCCUCUCGACACAUAGCUCCUAAAAAAAGAAUAAAAAAUAAAUAAAAACAAUGUGCACUGUGUGCUUCAUCCACUGGGAGGCACAGCAGCAACCAAGUUCCUCUGUUUUUUUUGUUUUGGUGUUUUAUAUGCAUAUAUAUAUAUAUAUGAAUAUGAAUAUAUUGUGCGAAUGUGUGUGAAUGUUGUUCUUUUUUUUAAUACUCUGAAAAGUAUGCCAGGUAUUGUUAUGAUCUAUAUGAGUUUGGGCUCAUAGGUUUUUUUCUCCUUUUAGUUUUUCCCCCAGCAAUGACUUUUUAUGCCUAUUGCUCCAAACAUUAUUGCACUAUUAUAAAAUAAAUAGAAAUAGGGGAAAAUAAAAUCCCUUCAACUAAACAGACCUUUCUUUUUUUCCUCCAAGAAGAAAUACCUAAAAGAAUUAAUAAUUUUGUAGUAUCUCAAGGAUUACUGUUUAUUUGCAUAAUUAUAUUUAACCACAAACGUUCUUUUAGGAUCUACUGAGCGUUGGGAAAAAUGUGUUUAUAUGCUCCCAUGUCAUGGAUUAGAUGAUAUUCCUUUUGGGAGGUCCUCUCAUCUAGCCGUGCAAGAAUACAGGUAAUUCCGCCAAACGUUUUUUUAAGAUUUGUUUGAGUUUUUAUGCUACAUUCAUCACCAGCUGAAAUAAAAGUCAAAGACAGCGCCCUCCACAAUUACUGAACCGCUGGUUAAAAUGGGUAAAAUAUCUUAAUUAAAAUAAGUUUUUAUUGCGGUUACCAAACCACAAUAUGAGGUAUGGUGGUGGCAGCAUCAUGCUGUGGGGAUGCUGUUCCUUAGCAGGGACAGGAAAGCUGCUCAGGGUUGAUGGAAGGACGGAUGGAGCUUAAUACAGGGCAAUCCUGGAAGGGGAUUUGGACUAGCGUCUAAAUUCACAUUAAAAGAUUUUUAAUCUGCAUUCCCGUCCUUCUCACUGCGCCUGGUGGCAAUAAAACAUAUGGUUCUCUCUACAGAUCCGGUUUUUAGUUCAUGCUCUGAAUGUAGAUAUGGGCAAGUUUAGCCGAGGAGCUGUUUUCUUGUUGCCAUUUCAGGACCUAUUAAGCUCAACACGAAGCGCGUUAUUUGAAUGGUUCACUUGUCUUUGCCAUUUGGAAGAGUGGCUUAUACAAAGAGGCCUCUUUGACACAUCAUAUUCAUACAUUGGUGUCCACAGUGCAGCCCACGGCCCAUUUGGGGCCUUUUUAAUCAUUAUUUUGCGUCUCCCCACAUAACAAUUCAAGAAAAGUACAAAUUUGGCCCAUCUGCACAGAAGGUUGAUUCAGAUGGACGCGUUUUCUAUUUUUUUUUUUUUACUGAAUUAUUAAAAUCUUACAAAAAUGGGAAAUUUUCAAUACAGGAAAUUUUUCUUCUUUUUUUUUUUAUAACAAUCGACCGAAGAAAAUUGGAAAUUGUAGGCUUUUUAUAAAUCCCUUUUCUAGAAUAUUUUGUUCAAGUUAUUAAAAUAUUUCAUGUUUAGUUUAUUGAUCAGCUUGUAAAAUUAUUUGAAAAAAUUACUACAGUAAAAAAGUAACUUUUACCGCAUAUGAACGACGAGACCCGUGAUUUUGUAAAUAAUUAUUAUUUUUUCAAUAUUUACCUGCUGAAUAAAUGGUGCUCAAAUUAACACUUGGCUUUUUCUAAAUUUCAUUCUAUAAAAUAUGAUUUGAUUUUUUACAAAUUUACCAAGGGUGUCUAUAAAUGUGGAGGACGUUGUACAUCCAGGUCUUUAAAGAGACACACGCCUCAGGUAUCGAACCAAAUCCGAUUUAUGCUUUAUUUCCAAACAUUUAAACUCUGACCUGAUUACUGAUCUAUCCUGUGUGAACUCCACCCACCGGUUCCUCCUUUCGGGAACUAAAUCCACCUGUAAAUAGCAGAAUCACCCUUCAAGAUCGACCUACACCUCUCCCCGCAGAACAGGGAGAACACGUUCAGUGUUUUAUUUUUGCCCUUUUAUUUUUCUCUAACAAAUAAAUGUAAACGUACCCUUUGGGAUUUGUGUUUAGCACUCGAAUACUAGUUCUGCAUUUGGUAUACUAAUUGUAAUGUAACAUCUUCAAUUAUAUGUCGUGAGAGGGAUAAAGUUCAGUCAUGAUAUAUGAUGGAUUUGAGGUGAUUGUGACGUAUACAUUGUAAAAUGUGAAGAUAAAAACAUGGUAAUUAAUUUUUUUAAAUAUAUUUAUCCAUUUUAGGCAGCUGGGUUCUUAUGGUUAAGUAUUUUAUGGAACACGAUUGUGCUUAUUUGUUUCCAAACAGCUAGCCAAAUGAGUGACAAAUGUCACUUUUUUCCUUUGUCCAUUUUCUUUUGAAUGCCAUGCCUCUCAUACAAGCCACAAAGACUGUUUCGGAUGUUUACACUGAAUAAAACAAGUCAGGAAUUUUCAUACAUUGAUUUUGUAACCAGAUAUGUUUUAAUAAUCAUGGCCUAUACUCUAUAAUAAUCAUGAGCGAUUAGUUAACCUUUAAAAAAAAUAGCUAAAUAAGACAAAUUGAAUUUUGAUGAGAUGAAGCAUGUCAGUAUCGUCCAUGUGCACAGCUGUCCACUCUGUAUAAAAAAGGACUAUAUUGCCAUUUGUGUUAUGUUGAAUAAAUAUCCGUGCUUUGCCGCCAGGUUGAUGUAAAAGGCAAACUUCAAUAAGCCGACGAUGCGUGUCAGGGUGUUGUUGUUUCCUUGUUAUUUGCAUGAAGGAGACAUAACUGUGUCUUUGCAGUUUUUCAGGUGAUGUGUAGUCAUUUGUACCGGCAACAAUGGUAGGCAGUGUUUUGCCCCCUUCCUCCCUCCCCCCACUCCACCCCUGCUCUUUUCUAAAGAUUUCCAUUGUACUUUGAUGACAUUGUAGUCCCUGUAGGUGUUUCAUUAUGGUUGUUCUUUUUUAAGUUUGAAAUAGUUCUAUGACUCCAAUAUGGUGAUUUUUGUAACCUUCUCUAGUAAAACCGAUAUUUUUUAUUAUUGUGA
Molecule: messenger RNA, 4365 nt
Organism: Girardinichthys multiradiatus
Lineage: Eukaryota; Metazoa; Chordata; Actinopteri; Cyprinodontiformes; Goodeidae
Product: neuronal membrane glycoprotein M6-b-like
Exons: 7
Coding region: 16-993 (325 amino acids)
Biological process (GO): axon development; central nervous system myelination
Cellular component (GO): plasma membrane; myelin sheath
Molecular function (GO): structural constituent of myelin sheath
Source: RefSeq, a predicted model, not a curated record